AGGUCCAGUCCCGUAUACCGUUCAGAAAAUCGGGACCGGAUUUUUUUACCACGUGUGAAUGUUUGAAAAAUUAAUUAGUAUCGAUGAUUAUCAAUUAAAACUCGUAGAUAUUGUUUCGAACUCGACUAUUUUAAAAGAAGUAUUUAAAUCUUUGACUGUGAAGGUGACAUAGUGAUUGUUUUGCAAAUUUCGAUAGAAAGUAAAAAAAUUAGUGUAAGGAUUUGAAUAUACAGAAUUAAGUGCAGUGAAUUCGUGUUUGCUAUUCCUUUUACGCGAGUAAAUAUGAGUGUGUAUUCGGCAUGGAUCACCAGCGUUUUAAAGUGCUUACUUUUUGUGUUGCUUUUCACGCAAGGUUCCAGUUCAAAAUUUUUUGGAAAUUCUUCAAGCAAUUUUGUGGAAAGGUGUAGAAGAGACUGUGCGAUUCAAAGAGAUGCGGUUAUAUGUGGAAGGUAUCGAGUGGUUCGGUGGUUGCAGGAUGCAAAGGAAAAGGAAUUCAGCUAUGGGCCUUUUAAGUUAGUCAGAUUACCAUCAUUGGAGGACAAUUCCAUGUUUCCAAAAUUACCGAAAGUGAAUGAAACGAAUAACAGUUUAGUGGCCACAUUAAGUUUUGUGAGAGAUGCCGCCGAAGACAUGUUGACAAAACGUGCUCUUGUGUAUACAGUGGAACCUACAACAGGCGCAAGAAGCCUUUCUUCGGGGCCUAUAGUCGUCGAUGAAGACGAAUUCAGUAAAAUGAAACUACAAAAAGAAGGCACCAAGCGUCUUUUCAAAAAGAAGAAGAUGCUUCUAUUUCCAAUCUUGAUUUUACUGAAGCUACUCAAAUUGAAACUGCUCAUUCUACCAAUAUUCUUGGGUGUCCAUUUCAUCAAGAAGAUGCUUGUAAUCGGAACGUUGCUUAUUCCUUCAAUACUUUCUCAUUUGAAGAUCUGCAAAGUUGCUCCUCAUUAUCCUGCUCCUCAAGCGUGGGCAACAGCUGCAGAAGCUCCUGUCGAUUAUCCAACAGGAUAUGGCCAUGAUGAAGCACCAUGGAUUCACAGAAACGACAUUUACUCUGGUCACCAAGCAGGGUACUCGAAUCCUUUCGGAGGAUAUUUUCAAGGUCGGUGAUAAAUCGGUCGUGCUUUGAAUGGUUUAGUGAUAACUUCUAAAGUGUGAGUGUGCAAAUGUUUUAGUGAAUUUAUUACGAGGGGUUUAUUACUCGGAUGUUUGGUGCAAACUAGCUAAAUUUCAAGAUUGCAAGAUUGCAUAUGAUUACAAAAUACUCCAUCGAUUAUAUAGAAUACAAUGAUAGCAUAAUCAUUAUUGGAAUAUAGUGUAAUACAAAAAUAUUCAAAGAAUUAAUGUCAAUAGUAUAGAGAAACAGAAAAAAUCUGUGAAUCCUUCAGAUAUCUUUAAAAUUGUUUGAAAUCUAAUUUAAAUGCAUGAAAAUCUUCGGAAUCUCUUCAAAUACCAUGAUACUUUUUAAAAUAUUUAUAAAUCUAUUGAAAUAUAUUGAAAUUUGUAAAAUGCCCCCUAAUACGUAAAAUGAUUGGAAAUCAUAUAAAUAUUAAUACUUACUGCUUGAAUUUUGUAAGAUUCUUUAAAAUUCCUUAAAAUCUAUGAAAAUCCUACGAAAUUUGUUAAGAUCCUUUUGACCGUUUGAUAUGGCUUGAAAAUCUAUUUCAUCUUUUGAACUUAAAAUCCUUUGAAAUUGUAGAGGUCCUUCCAAAUCUCUCAAAACAAAACUUAGUUUAUUCUGUAAAGUAUCAGCUAUUUUAAUUGCCUUUAAUAUAAAUUGAAUUAAACUUAUUAAUUACAGUUCUUUAAAAAAAACUGUUCAAUUCUCCGAAAAAUCUUUGAAAUCUUUGAAGCGUGCAUAAAAUCUUUAAA
Messenger RNA from Belonocnema kinseyi, 1869 nucleotides. RefSeq lists its product as uncharacterized. The transcript has 4 exons. Bases 283 to 1107 code for a protein of 274 amino acids. Lineage: Eukaryota; Metazoa; Arthropoda; Insecta; Hymenoptera; Cynipidae. The record is from RefSeq and is a predicted model, not a curated record.